AUGCAAAUAAUUCAACCAACAGAGCAUAAAGUAAAACAGCCAAGAAACAAAAGAAACAGCGGAAUGAAGCACUCCGCAGCAAUGGCCAAAGAAGAAAGAAUGAACCAGGAGAAAGUCAUCAGCAGAAAAAAGAAGGCCUUGGAAGGAGCACUCAAGUGCCCCCCCGCAAUUCAGCAGUUCAAAUACAAGAUGGACGAAGAGACAAAAGACAAAAUCGAAGAGAUCUUCAAGAGAUACACGCCAGAGACCCCAGAAGAGAAGGCCAAGAGAAUAGAAGAGGGAAGAGAGAAACAGAAGGUGUCCCUGCAGUUUGGCAUCAGACAGAUUGUAAAACUGAUCGAGAAAAAGAAGGCAAAGCUUGUCCUUAUCGCAAAUAAUGUAGAUCCAAUUGUUGUUGUUCUUUUCCUCCCCUCUCUCUGCAAGAAGAUGGGCGUCAGCUACGCCAUAUACGACAGCAAAGAGAGACUCGGAGCAAUGGUCGGAAGAAAAGCCGCAGCCUGCGUCGCCAUAGAAGAAGUAGUGCCAGGUCUGGAGCCGCUGAUCAGCGAAGUAGACGAGCAGUUCUCAAUGAAAUACAAGGAGACUAUGAAAAAAUGGGGAAAGCCUGCAAGAGAAAAUAAGUAA
Messenger RNA from Nematocida minor, 624 nucleotides. Its product is annotated as large subunit ribosomal protein L7Ae. Lineage: Eukaryota; Fungi; Microsporidia. The transcript has a single exon. Bases 1 to 624 code for a protein of 207 amino acids. The record is from RefSeq and is a predicted model, not a curated record.